Messenger RNA from Phragmites australis (common reed), 2339 nucleotides. RefSeq names its product ACT domain-containing protein ACR8-like. Bases 679 to 2016 code for a protein of 445 amino acids. The record is from RefSeq and is a predicted model, not a curated record. The transcript has 4 exons. NCBI's taxonomy places the organism in Eukaryota, Viridiplantae, Streptophyta, Magnoliopsida, Poales, Poaceae.
CUAAAAACGCAAGGAAGAAUCUGAACAAGGUGCAGCGCAGCGCCGCGAGCGGUGCCAGCCUGCCAGGUGCCUGGUGGCAGCCACGCACGGGCCAGCCAGCGGCCGAGCGCUCGAUGCCGCAAUCCCCUGCGAAGCUUUUUCCACACGGCAGCGCCUCCCUUUCUCAUGUAGCCAGUAGCCUCCUACGAGUAGUGCUCCAACAUUUCUCGCACCCACGCCCGGACCCGUUCGGUCCAAGUCCAACUGGACCAACACACCGACUGGCGACUGCAGAAAAUUCCGAUCCCCCGGGUCGUCGGCCGUUUGACUCUGGCGGCCGCCCUCCGACCAUACGCGCACCAAUCCGUGGCAGGAAUUGCGUGAAAUCGCGGUUUCGUUCGCCCAUUUUAGACGGACGCUGACCGAGACAACCCCGGCGACACCCCCACACCCACAGCGCGGCAGCCAGCCCACCCAAACCCACCGUUCCCGCACUUAAUUUUGAACCGCCGCUCUCCGUCCCCUAUCCCAACCAAAUUUACGAGUCCUCUCCUCCGACCGAACCGAAACCUUCGCCUGCCCUGACCUGCCCAGCCAAGGGAGAAGGGAAACGCAAGGGGCGCGCGUACAGCAAAAGGAACCGUCGCGAGAGGCCUGGAAACUGAAGCGGAGCGGGGAGGAGAGGUUCGCGUCCCGGCGAUGGAGCGGUACCAUCCUUCCGAGGUGUACGAGCUUUUCGUGCGCCACAUGAACACCCCGAGGGUCGUGGUGGACAACGGGGUGUGCGCGACGGCGACGCUGGUGCAGGUGCACAGCGCGCGGAAGCACGGCGUGCUGCUGGAGGCGGUGGCCGCGCUGUCCAACCAUGGCGUCUGCGUCCGCAAGGGCUACAUCUCCUCCGACGACGGCCGCUGGUUCAUGGACGUCUUCCACGUCACCGACGCCGAGGGCCGCAAGGUUGCCGACGACGACGCCCUGCUGGCGCGGCUCGAGUCAUCACUGCUCUCCGCUGACGCGUCAUUGCCGCCGCGCCCGCCGCCGCCCACCUCGGCGGCAGCAGGGGCCCUCACCCUGCUCGAGCUCGUCGGCGCGGACCGCCCGGGCCUCCUCUCCGAGGUCUUCGCCGUGCUGCACGACCUCCGCUGCGGUAUCGUCGACGCCAGGGCGUGGACGCACGGCGGCCGCGCCGCGGCCCUGGUGUUCGUCCGCGACGAGGACACGGGCGCGUCGAUCGACGACGCGGCCCGGAUCAGGCGCAUCGAGUCCAGGCUCAGGCACGUCCUCCGCGGCGGCGCGCGUGGCGCCAGGACGGUCCUGGCCGACGCCGCGGCCGUCAACCUGGACCGGAGGCUCCACCAGCUGCUCAACGAAGACAGGGAGGCCGAGAGUCGCGACCAGGCGGAGGCACCCACGACGACGGCGGUCGCGGUGCAGGAUUGGGGGGAGAGGGGGUACUCGGUGGUGACCGUGAGCUGCCGCGACCGGCCCAAGCUCCUGUUCGACGUCGUCUGCACCUUGACGGACUUGGAUUACGUGGUGUACCACGGCACGUUCGACACGGAAGACGAUCACGCGCAGCAGGAGUUCUACAUCAGGCGGUUGGACGGGCGGCCAAUCAGCUCGGCGGCCGAGAGGCGGCGCGUGAUCCAAUGCUUGCAAGCGGCCAUCGAGAGGCGCGCAUCCGAGGGCGUGAGGCUGGAGCUGCGCAUCACCGACUGCCGCGGGCUGCUCGCCUACGUGACGCGCGUGUUCCGGGAGAACAGCCUCUUGGUAACGCACGCCGAGAUCACCACCCGGGAUGACAUGGCGAUGAACGUGUUCCACGUCACCGACGUGGCCGGCCGCCCCGCGGACCCCAAGACCAUCGACGAGGUGAUCCAGAGGAUCGGCGCGGAGAACCUCCGGGUGGACGAGGAUCGGUGGCCGCGCCUGUGCUCGACGGAGGGCGACGCCGGCCGCGGUGCCGGGCUGUUCUCGCUGGGUAGCCUUGUGAAGAAGAACCUGGUCAGCCUUGGCCUCAUAAGAUCCUGCUCAUGAGGACGUGAUCAAGGGAGACGUGUGCCCGAUGGGAUCCUUGUGUAAAUAUGGGAUGGUGCGUGGGCUAGUUUGUAAAUUGAGUAGGCGUUUUAUCUGCAGCUUCUAAAUUUAGCUGCCACGUGUACAUAGUAGUAUAGUAGAAAUGGAAGGUUUUAAAAGUUGUUGGUCGGCGACAGCUUGGAGCUUAAAAGGAUGCUUUGGUGGGUCAUGUUUUUACAUGAAAAUAGGCAUAUGGAUGAAUACAAUAAUAUGGUAUAUAGAGUUGUGCAUAAUACAAUACCUUAUGAUGCCAACUUAAUGUUUGACUUACAUUUUAUUGGACA